Molecule: messenger RNA, 1324 nt
Organism: Zeugodacus cucurbitae (melon fly)
Lineage: Eukaryota; Metazoa; Arthropoda; Insecta; Diptera; Tephritidae
Exons: 3
Coding region: 85-1269 (394 amino acids)
Biological process (GO): apoptotic DNA fragmentation
Cellular component (GO): mitochondrial inner membrane; nucleus
Molecular function (GO): single-stranded DNA endonuclease activity; RNA endonuclease activity; nucleic acid binding
Source: RefSeq, a predicted model, not a curated record
AUAAAAGCGCUGAAAAUUAUAACAACUUAGUUAAUAGUAAUUAAGUCAUAACUCUGGGCAGUUGAUUAAUUGUUAAUAAGAGAUAUGUUUAAACUGUGGCUGAAACUUGAACUGUUAUUGGCGUUCGGCAGUGUUUUCGCUAAUGCAUGUACGAUUACAAUACCAACCGAUUUACCGGACCCACAGCCGGUUAUCGUGUUAGGAGAAGAACUAUUCCAUCCACUUAAUGAGGUAACCGAAGUGCAGGAGAAUGACGAGAUUACUUUGCAUUGCGCCGGUAACGGCAAUCGAGUGGUUGCUUUGAGCCAACAAACAGCCACACUAAAAUGCCAAGGAGGUAAAUUCUACAGUCAGGAGAAGAAAAAGGCAUACGCGCUUAAAGAUUUACAAUGUACACGUAUACCCACCUCUGAGCUGUUGGUAACACAGAACGCAUGUGCCGAAGGCGCUGGUGUUUUCUACGAAGUCGGCUUUCAGGUGAACGAUGUUUUCCUCAGCGUAUUCACGAUUUGUUACGAUAGCGAAAACGAACAUGCGCUUUAUUCGCGUAGCAUCGUUAAUGGCGCAGCGCAGAAUUUUAAAAUCAACGAUAGCACCCGUCGUUCCUUCCGUGCGGAUGGCAUGCGUUUCACCACCACUGCAACUAAUAAUUUCUACACGAACAAAAAUCAACGUACGCGUUUCGAAGCACUUUUCGGCACUGAUCAAACUUAUAUAAAUAGCAACAGCUUCUUGGCGCGUGGUCACCUGGCACCGGAUGCGGAUUUCGUCUUCAGUUACGAACAGUUAGCCACUUACUAUUAUGCUAAUUGUGCUCCCGAGUGGCAGGUUGUGAACGCCGGCAAUUGGGUACGCGUGGAGAAUGCCGCGCGCAAACUCGCCUCUUCAUUCGGCUCUGAUUUAUUGACCUUCACCAGCACUUUGGAUGUGUUGGAGUUGCCAAAUCCGGCGAAUAAACAGUUGAGUGAAAUUUAUUUGGAUAAAACAGAAAUCAUUUCUGCGCCAAAAUGGUACUAUAAAGUGGUGAUGCAUCCUAAUUUGCCCAUUGAUAUCGUCUUUGUCACGCUGAAUAAUCCAUUCGCAACUGUCGGUAAAGAAGUGGAGUUUUGUAACAAUAUUUGUGGAAAGUAUGGUUUGGAUUCCAGCUUCUAUGGGGAUGCUAGUCGUGGUUACACAUUUUGUUGCGAGUUGAAUGAUUUUUGGUCAUCCAUCAUGAAUGAUGAAACUCCAUAUUAUGAACUUCCCGAGGGCUGGAGUUAUAAGAAUUAACUUGAGGCAUGUGUAUUAUACGUGUCUUUAUUAAAAAAAUAUAUAUUUGAAAUUA